AUGGAUGGAGUGCAAGCGUAUACUGAUGAGUUCAUUGCCAUAUUAAAACAGGAUAUUAAAGAUGAGACAACUGGUAAACGAUUAUACAAAAUGUUAACCAUCAACCCUGGCGCAGUAGAGGCGAAUAUGCGUAAGAAGUUUAGGUAUCCGAACGACUUUGAUCUUUAUAAAGUGCCAAACAAAUUCAAACCGCUAAUAACGCUACAUAUCAAAGUCUUGGCUGCUGUUCACGACCAUAAAUCCUAUUUUGAAGCUUUUGACACAUUGAAUGAAAUAUGCUUGAGUUUGGUACGAGCUUGCGAGCAACAAGAUAAAUGGAUCAUGCCCGCUGUUAUAGGCAUGUACGAGGAGCUCCUCAUGGUGUACAAGGCAAAGAACAAGCGAGAUCCCGAAGAUUUGGAUUCGUUCAUUGUAGAUGACUUUGAUGACUUUGGUUCAAGCAAGAAGAAACUGGAUUUGGAAACUAUUAUUGAUACAUUACGUCGCGGCUUUAACGUUGUUUUUAAUGAUAAAAAUCCCGAUUUGAAUCAAAGCAAGAAAAACUAUAUCUAUUUCUUUUUGGCCAAUUUGAUGAAGUACUGCUUCAAAAUGGGCAAGUUGGAUUUCGCAAGGAGUAUUUCUAAAACCGUGGAAGGCAACAAACAGUAUAAACACCAGGUGGUGUCCAUGUCUCAUAAUAUCGCAACUAAAAAGAAUGCAAUAACAUACUUGUACUACCUUGCAAUAAUAGCUUUAGAUGAUGGUGAUUUUGUAUCGAGCGAAGCAAGAUUAAAUGAGGCCGUUACAUUAAUGCAUGAUUACAACAUCAACAAUAGACAUAGCAAACAAAUGCAACAAAUUCUACUUAUAUUGAUUCCAUUGAAAUUAUACCUACACGGUAAACUACCGAAUGAUCGUAUCAAGAUUUCCGGUUCUGGUUAUGGUAAGGGAAUACACAGAAAAGAUAGUGAUUGUAUAUGGACAAGAUUCCCGCUCUUAAAACACGUUUACAAGGAUAAUUUUUUCCAAGCAAUCAAGAAGGGGAAUUUUUCGAAAUUUGAUGAGUGUAUCAAUACGUUUCAGAUAAUGCUAUUAAAGAAUCACUUGUACGUUUUAAUGGAAUUAAUUAGACAAUUGGUGCAAUUGCAAUUGAUCCACAAAACUUGGGAAAUUUGUCAAGGAAUUGAAAGAAACCAUAUAAUUAGUCUAAGUGCUUUUCAAAUAAGCUUUGCAUUUUCAAAUUUUUACAAUGAAGAAUCUUACAAUAGAGGUUCAUUUAGAAUGGAUGCAUUUAUUGACAACAUCAGCAUUCUCGAAAUUGAAACCAUUAUCGCUAACUUGAUAAGUCAGGGUAAAAUCAAUGCAUAUAUCAGUAAUGGUCAAAAAUGUAUUGUUUUUUCAAAAACAAACCCAUUCCCCGGUAUUACUGAUAAAAGAGUUGCAAGCUAG
Messenger RNA from Lodderomyces oxycetoniae, 1428 nucleotides. RefSeq lists its product as uncharacterized. The coding region runs from base 1 to 1428 and encodes 475 amino acids. The record is from RefSeq and is a predicted model, not a curated record. The transcript has a single exon. Lineage: Eukaryota; Fungi; Ascomycota; Pichiomycetes; Serinales; Debaryomycetaceae. Gene Ontology annotation, molecular function: double-stranded DNA binding; RNA binding. Gene Ontology annotation, biological process: poly(A)+ mRNA export from nucleus.